This is a messenger RNA of Rotaria sordida, 282 nucleotides long. The record is from the annotation of a GenBank genome assembly. NCBI's taxonomy places the organism in Eukaryota, Metazoa, Rotifera, Eurotatoria, Philodinida, Philodinidae.
AUGACAGCUUAUGGUACGCGACUGAUUCUAAUUGUUGUAACAAUGAUUGUAUUUCAUAAUUUAUCAUGCACAUGUAAAGAGUUUCGAAUUUAUAGAGAGUCAUCUGGAUACAAUUGUUUUUGGCGAGGAGAAUCACCAUUAUGCUUUCUGAGUUCUAGCUGUCCAUGGGAAAUGACAACUAUGAAGACUGAUAAACAUGGUGAUGGCGCAUAUUGCUGGAUUGGAUUCAAGACAUAUUGUUGUAUAUAUCCAGAUAGAAAACAACAAAAUCUAACGAUGUGA